Messenger RNA from Debaryomyces fabryi, 3171 nucleotides. Its product is annotated as phosphatidylinositol-3,5-bisphosphate 5-phosphatase. Lineage: Eukaryota; Fungi; Ascomycota; Pichiomycetes; Serinales; Debaryomycetaceae. Gene Ontology annotation, cellular component: intracellular membrane-bounded organelle. The transcript has a single exon. Bases 1 to 3171 code for a protein of 1056 amino acids. Gene Ontology annotation, molecular function: phosphatidylinositol-3,5-bisphosphate 5-phosphatase activity. Gene Ontology annotation, biological process: phosphatidylinositol dephosphorylation. The record is from RefSeq and is a predicted model, not a curated record.
AUGGACCAAAAGUCAAGUUCACAGGAUGCUCUAUCCGACUCAGUGAUAUAUAAUGAUAAUGAAGCUAGUGCCGAUAAUAGUUUACGGGAAGGUUUGGCAGUAGAUGGUAUAAAUAGUGGGUCAAAUUACAAUGAAGUUCCAAUUGAUACUGGAAUUGAUAAUGCCAACCCUGAGACUGAUGGAAAUAAUUCAAACGAUUUGACAGAUAAUUAUGCGGAUAAUAGUGUUGCCAAUGAAAGCGAUGUAGAAAAUGAAGAUGAUGAUCCAUACAACUCGUCUCCCGAAUAUAACAAUAAGCGUAUUAUCUUGCAAAAAUUCACGAUAUAUAAUUCGCUUAAUACCAUGUACAUAGUUGGCAGUAAUGCAAAAGAGAGUUUAUUUAGAGUGUUGGAGAUAGGUAAAGACCCUAAAGAUGAAACUAAUUUAACAAUUAUUGAAGAUAAAAACUACUUUUAUACUAGAAAAGACAUGAUAGAAUUGAUCAAUGGUUUAAAUGAGUCUGUAGAAGGAAAUCUUCGUAAAAUAACGCAAGGUUUCGGAUUAUUGGGAUUAAUUAAAUUCACUAAAGGUUAUUAUCUAAGUAUAAUCACCAAAAGAAGCCAAGUAGCUAUUAUUGGAGGACAUUUUAUAUAUCAUGUUGACGAAACUAAACUUAUCCCGCUAGAUGUGAAUUACAGAAGACCAGAAAAAUACAGUGACGAAGAAAGGUUAUUGUCCAUUUUCAAGUAUAUGGAUUUGGGAAAGACGUUUUACUUCAGUUAUGCGUACGACCUCACGAACACAUUACAAACUAACUUCAUAAGGCAUAAGAAACUAGCAACAGAAUACCAGUAUAAGCAGGAUAAGCAUGAGAAUAAAGGCAAACCCAACCAAUUUGAUAAUUUUGAUCAUAAUGAGCGAUUUGUUUGGAAUAAACUAUUACUUAGACCGAUGCUAGAAAAUCCAGAUAUCGCGACUUAUGAAUGGUUCCAACCAAUUAUUCAUGGGUUUAUUGAUCAGGCUAAUAUAUCAAUUUAUGGAAAGAAGAUUUAUAUUACAAUUUUAGCUCGUCGUUCUCAUCAUUUUGCUGGAGCAAGAUUCUUGAAAAGAGGAGUAAACGAUAAAGGAAAUGUUGCUAAUGAGGUUGAAACAGAACAAAUUGUGUCAGAUAUGUUGAUAUCAUCUUUCCAUGAUACAAAAUAUGGAUUUUUUAAUAAUCCAAGAUUCACUAGUUUUGUUCAACAUAGAGGAUCCAUUCCGCUCUAUUGGACUCAGGAUUUGAAUAGAUUACCCAAACCACCUAUUGAGAUAAAUUUGCCUGACCCAUUUUAUCAAAGCUCGGCAAUACAUUUUAAUAGUCUUUUUGAAAGGUACGGCCUGCCUGUGAUUAUAUUAAACUUAAUCAAAACCAAGGAAAAACAGCCCCGAGAACUGAAAUUGAACCAACAUUUUACAAAUUGUAUAAAAUAUUUAAAUCAAUUUUUGCCUGAAGAACAUAAAUUACAGUACCAUUCAUUUGAUAUGUCUAAACAUUCUAAGAAAAAUUUAGAUGUUAUUACACCCUUACAGAAGAUUGCAUCUGAAUCGAUAGAUAGAAUUGGUUUUUUUCACAAUGGUACCGACCUCGCUUCAACGAAAAUUCAGAAAGGUAUAAUUAGAACCAAUUGUAUUGAUUGUCUUGAUCGUACAAAUGCAGCUCAGUUCAUAAUCUGUAAGGAAGCACUUUCUUAUCAAUUGAGAAGCCUUAAUAUCAUUUCAGAAUCGACAAACUUGGAUUAUGAUUCUGAUUUGAUAAACAUUCUUACUGAAAUAUUUCACGACCAUGGAGACACAAUCGCAGUACAAUAUGGUGGAUCUAACUUAGUGAAUACUAUGGAUUCAUACCGUAGAAUCAAUCAAUGGUCAUCACAUACCAGAGAUAUUUUGAAUAGUAUAAAGAGAAUUUAUUCGAAUUCUUUUAUGGAUCUGACAAGACAAGAGGCUAUUAAUUUGUUUUUAGGGAAUUAUCAAUAUUUUCCGAAUAAGCCUAGAUUAUGGGAACUACAAAACGAUUUUUAUUUGCAUAAUGAUAUAUUGAUUGAAGAUAUAAGGAUAAAAUUAAGCUACAUUCAUUGGUACAAUGAAAACUACUUAUCAAGUGAUCGGUUUGAAUUUAAUAUGAUCGAGCCUAAUAAAAAAAGCAAAUAUGAAUUUGAUAUGACUUACGAAAAGCUCAUGCCAUUUCCAGAAUACAAUGAUAAUUGGUUCAAUGAAUGUUAUAGCCCUCUGAAAUUCCAAUCGAUGUAUGAGCUAUUUCAGUUUAAUAUGAACUCAAAUGCACGUUAUUUCCCUUCUAUUGUUAAUGUUGGACCGAUUAAGAAAUUUGACUACAGCCCAUUUGAGUCGAGAAAGCUUUUAAGAUCAAACAGGACUGACGAAACAGAUGCCAUGACAUCUAAAAAUGGGGUCAAGAAUUUGCAAUAUUUAGAAGUCUGUAAGGAAGAAAGCGAUAACAAAACAAAAGGCAGUAUGAAAGAUAUAGAAGAGAAUGAAGAUGAAGACGACCUAGAAAAUCAGUCUAUCAGACUGAAGUUUGUAAGAAAUCCUUCGAAUACUUUCCUCAAAAAGAACCAACAAUAUACUCACCACAACGAUUCCAACCAUAAUUAUAUUAGCAUUGCUAAUUCAAAGAAGAUUAAGAAUUUUCUUGCAACAAAAAUCGAGAAGUUGGGGUAUACAACUGGAUUACAUUCAUCGAAGGAUUUAAAAUCACCUAAGUCGUAUUCUACGAAACCUAAUUUGCAUUUUGAGUCUAUUUCUAUGGCAGAUCUGGAAUCUAUGGACGAGUAUGAUUAUAUCAAGUCUCUAGCAAAGCCACAAUUAAAGGAGGAAGAUUUGGACUUGUACCAUUCGCAGGCAGAUUUGUCAAAUUUUACUUAUGAUCUGUCUGUGUACCCUAAAACCCUUACAUCUAGUGUAGCUGAUAAACUAGAUACAGACUUCAAGGACAUUGAUAUUUACAAAUACUACACAUCAACCUUAGUCAACUGCAACGAUCAACGACCACCUGGCGAAAUAAAUCGUUUCAAUAGCACAUACAUUCGUCAAGUGGGGAACAUAGACCCGCGCGAUGCGAAGUUAUACGGCCAGUAUAUGGGAGUUGAUGAAGAUAAAAUAUUUGGCUUCAACACUGAAGAUGAUUAUUUCAGAUAA